CUCUCUCACUCUCUCACACUCUCUCUCGCUCGAGCCAUGGCGAACUCCUCCUGCACCAUCAGCUUCUACGACCUCAACUGCACCGGCCCCAGCCUCUCGGUGCGAGACCGCUCCAUCGUCCUCGCCCUGGUCGCCCUCGUCAACGCCACCACGGUCGCGGGCAACCUCCUCCUCAUCGCCACGGUGGCCUUCUUCAGACGCCUCCGUUCCUGGCCAAACGUCAUGGCCCUGUCGCUGGCCGUCUCCGACUUCCUCGUGGGUACACUCGUCAUGCCCCUGGCCACGGUGAAGGCCGUGUACAGCUGCUGGUUCUACGCCGACCUCCUCUGCCACUGGCACUUCUUCCUCGACUUCUCGCUCACCACGUGCUCCAUCCUGCACGUCGCCUGCAUCGCCUACGACCGCUACGUGGCCGUGUGCGAUCCCCUGCGCUACGCGGCGCGCGUCACCGAGCGCACCGUGGGGGCGAUGCUGGCGCUCUGCUGGCUCGGCGCCGCUCUCGUCUCCGUGCCGAUCCUCUUCAGCCUGAGCCCCGCGCUCUCGCCCAACACCAUCCACCGCAUCCUCUGCCCCAACGAUUGCUUCUUCUACGUGCACGGCCUCAUCAUAUUCGUCAUCCAGAUGGGGCCCUACAUCGCUUCGGUGGCGUUCGUCGUGGCACUGUACGGGCAGAUCUACCGGGCGGCCAGGCUGCAGGCGCGUCGCAUUGGCGGCGGCGGAGGAGGUGGAGGAGGAGGAAGAGGAGGAGGAGGAGGGAAAUCGUCAUCGGCCGAAGCGACCGCGGCGGCCAAGAGCGAGCACAAGGCGACUAAGCAGCUGGGGAUAAUCAUCGGCUGUUUCCUGCUGUCGUGCCUGCCCUUCUACCUCGUGGACGUGGUGUCGCUGGUGGACGAGGCGCUGUUCGUGCCCUACAGGAUCACCGUGCUCAGCGGCUACAUAAGCUCGGCGCUCAACCCGCUGCUCUUCGCCAAGUUCAAUCGCCAGCUCAGGGCCGGCUUCGCCAUGGUGCUCCGGGCUCAGCUGUUCCGGCCCGGAGCGAGAGACACCGACUUCAGAGGGGGCGGGAGACGCGGCGAGUGA
Petromyzon marinus (sea lamprey) is the source of this 1080-nucleotide messenger RNA. NCBI's taxonomy places the organism in Eukaryota, Metazoa, Chordata, Hyperoartia, Petromyzontiformes, Petromyzontidae. The record is from RefSeq and is a predicted model, not a curated record.